AAUCUAAACCUUAUUUCAUCACACAACACAUACAUACAUAUUACAUACAUUGAAAACAAAAUAGUGAUAAUCAUCAUGGCUAAGUUUGCUUCCAUCAUCACCCUUAUCUUUGCUGCUCUUGUUCUCUUUGCUGCUUUCCAGGCACCGUCAAUGGUGGAAGCACAGAAGUUGUGCGAGAGGCCAAGUGGAACAUGGUCAGGAGUUUGUGGAAACAAUAAUGCUUGCAAGAAUCAGUGCAUUAAUCUUGAAGGAGCACGUCAUGGUUCUUGCAACUAUGUCUUCCCAUAUCACAGAUGUAUUUGUUACUUCCCAUGUUAAUCUCCCAAAACCCAAAUAUCUUUGGUGCUUAAACGUGUGUAUUUUACAUAAAAUAAGUCUGUGUUACUCUAUGAGUGACUUUAUGACAUGCAUGCAAGUUUAUGUUUGAAUGUUUAGUUGGACUUUGUUGUUAUAAUACCCCAUAUAAUGUAAGAUGUACGACGUAAGACCUUUCUAUUUCGUAUU
This is a messenger RNA of Camelina sativa (false flax), 504 nucleotides long. RefSeq names its product defensin-like protein 4. The record is from RefSeq and is a predicted model, not a curated record. Gene Ontology annotation, biological process: defense response. NCBI's taxonomy places the organism in Eukaryota, Viridiplantae, Streptophyta, Magnoliopsida, Brassicales, Brassicaceae.